UUUAUUUAUUUAUUUCCUGAAUUUACGUUAUUAAUGUGUUGGGUGUGGAAAUCUAAAUCUAAAUUAAUAUUCACUAAUUUAAUUAUUUUGUUUUCAUGUUUUGACUUUUGGGAAAGAAUCAAUCAAUGGCUGACAACCGAUCUGACAACAGAGAGGAUGAUUAUCUAACUGAACCUGAACCAGUUGCCGUUAGUCCUGCUGCUGAUGAAGGUGGCUCUCGGUUUCUAACAAGCGACGGCGGGGAGUAUGUUUACCAGGAAACAAGUGAUUUUGAUGAUGUCGUUGAGGAUAUACCUGUCUCGCUUCUUAUCAAACCACUUAAGGAGAAGAUAUCCCAUGAAAUAUUUUGGAGACUCAUCCUCAAUGAAAAGGUUCCAGUGACGACAAGCCUUGUAGCAGUCAUGGGUUUACCUAACUGUGGAAAGACAACAGUUUUGGAAUCAGUUCUCAAACAAAAGAUAGAAUUAAAGGAUGAGGCAGAAUUAGAAAUCAAUCAUUAUUUAAACAGAAAGAGAGAUGAGAAGUGUCUGUCGAUAUAUGAUUUAUGUGCUCUCGGCAGUACACACCAUACAUUUGCCUGGUCCUUUGCCACCAAUCGAUAUGGAGCAAUAUUUUCGAUUCUUUGUGGUCUCAUUCGCCGAAACCCAUGUGUAGGAGGUAUCAAGUUUGAAAUAACCAGCCAGCCACCAAAAUCUGUCAUGGAUAAGCACAUUCGAUGGUUGCAGAGCAAGACUAAAGAGUUACUAGAGGGCAUUAAAGAUGAUCCUGGCAAGGUGACCCUCAUUCAUGAUGGUGUCUCUUUUAUUAAUGCAAUUGAUGUUGGUGUCAAUAAGGCUCUCUACCCAUUUUUAGCUGUGAUGUUGCUGCAUUGCCAUCGACACAUUUGUCUUGCUUUCUUUUCGAUGAAUAGAGAUGGACCUAAUCUUGAUGAGUAUGCUGACCUACCUUCUGAUCGCUAUGGAGGGAGAAAUGAUGAUGUUUUAAUUAUGAAAAAAAGGUCACGACUCACGUAUCUCCUCCAUUUUGCUACAGUUGGUUACACUCAGCAACAGCGCAAUCAGGAAGAAGUACAGAAUGCCACUGUUAUGGUUGCAACAAGAAAUGAACCGCUUGAAGAUCCGAAGAGAGUGGAUCAAGCAGAAUCGCUUGAAGAUCCCAAGAUAGUGGAUCAAGCAGAAUUGCUUGAAGAUCCCAAGAUAGCGGAUCAAGCAGAAUCGCUUGAAGAUCCCAAGAUAGUGGAUCAAGCAGAAUUGCUUGAAGAUCCCAAGAUAGCGGAUCAAGCAGAAUCGCUUAAAGAUCCCAAGAUAGUGGAUCAAGCAGAAUCGCUUGAAGAUCCCAAGAUAGCGGAUCAAGCAGAAUCGCUUAAAGAUCCCAAGAUAGUGGAUCAAGCAGAAUCGCUUGAAGAUCCCAAGAUAGCAGAUCAAGCAGAAUCGCUUAAAGAUCCCAAGAUAGUGGAUCAAGCCAAAAACAAAAUCAUCAAGCAAGCAGAAUCACGGAAUGUAGACCAGUUUCUAAAGAACUGGUUAGAGGUUGAUGUCAAUGAUGAACGAUCCAUAGAAAAAUUUGGAGAGAAGAUGGAAGACCUCAUCAAAUACAAGUACAAGCAGCGUACCCUACUCCUUCCCCUCAGAUGGAUAGUGCUGAGGAGUCUAGUGGUAUCACUUGACAGUAAAGGAGCAAAAGUUAUGAUUUUGCGUAAGAGUUUCAUUAUACAAAAAGCAAUAGAGCUGGAGAUGACAAAGAAAGAAGUUGAUGAUUUUUUAAAAACAUUCACAGAUUUCGGAAGCAUCCUCUACAUGCCUCAGUAUGAAAAAGUUGAAGAUAUUGUCAUUGUCAAUAUUUGGGAGUUCACUCAGUACCUGGAUAAGCUUUAUUAUCCUCAGGAAAAAGAACCGUAUGCUCCCAAUCUGUUGAAGUAUGGGAUCAUAUCAGAAUCUUCUGUCAAAAAAAUUUUUUGCAAGCAUCCAGAGAGUGCUGAUGAUUUUAUGACAGUUCUUACAACAAUUGCAAUGGCCUCUAAAAUUAAAAGUGGGAAGUCUAUCUUCAUUGAUGAUCAGCAGCAACCUGAUGAGGUACACUAUUAUUUACCGUUAGCAAGAACUCGUGCAGAAUAUACACCAUCAGAAGAAGAGAAUGAUUAUGCUUUCAUUGAGAUAGAGAGUGUCAACUUCCCAGCCAAUGUACAAGCUUGCAUUAGCUACGCCAUCAUGGAUAACAACAAAGAUGCUGUUCUUAUUGCCACAGACUACAGCAACAUCUCACGGUUUCUAUUCCAAUCUGAGAGUGGCCCUCCCAUUGAAAUAGAGAUGAUAUACAAAGGAAGCAAGACAAGAUUAAGAAUAAUGAACAACUCUAACGACAUACUCACAUCUCCAGCAACAGUUGAAGCAUGCAAAAAAGUUAUUGCUGGUUCUUGCAGAUGUCUUGACAGAAAAAUUAAUACGAUACGUGACCUCAAAUACAGUUUUGCUGUUCCGUGUGCAUCUCCUAAAGGUGGAUGUCAUUUUCUCUAUUAUGAUCGUGAGCCUCAGCUCUGUGAUGCUUGCUCAGCUGGAAAUAAUUUCAGAUUAUGUUGGAGCAAAGCAGUAAAACAGUGUGACUUGUUAAGCAAAGGUGGUGAAGCAAGAACAAAUGAAAAUGAUCUACUGAGCUUUCAAGACAUUUCUGGCAUUAUUACAGGCAAAUAUGAAUUUGAGGCCUUUAAAAAAGCAUUGAACAUUGAUGAAAGUAAAUUCCCUGAAUUGAGUAGUCCAGGAAAUGAGGAUGGCAGGAAGAAAGCAAUGAUGUUGAUGCUGCUAUUGUGGGAAAAACAAACAGACAAGCCUACUAGGCAUGCUCUGAUGGAUAAAUUAAAAGAGAAUGGGUGUGAUGAUAUUGCUGAGAAACUUAAAAACACUAGUAUAGCAUAUUAGUUUUGAAAAACUGUAGUUGCUAGUAAAUUCCGUCUUAUUUUUGCAUUAUUAUAAUAUUUUUAGCUGUAUUUUCAAUUUUAAAUUAUAGAUUCCAUUGUUGGGCGUGGCUCAUAAA
This is a messenger RNA of Amphimedon queenslandica, 3027 nucleotides long. RefSeq lists its product as uncharacterized. Gene Ontology annotation, biological process: signal transduction. The coding region runs from base 126 to 2912 and encodes 928 amino acids. NCBI's taxonomy places the organism in Eukaryota, Metazoa, Porifera, Demospongiae, Haplosclerida, Niphatidae. Gene Ontology annotation, molecular function: protein binding. The record is from RefSeq and is a predicted model, not a curated record. The transcript is spliced from 5 exons.